UGAGGAGCGGAUUCUUGGUGGGGGCAGCCUCGCCGAACGAAAAGAUUCAGGAGAAAGAGAGAUAUAGGGAGAUACUUUUGUGUGGUAAUGUCGGUAAUAAUGUGACGGAACCUUAAACACAUAAUUUCACAAGCGCUGCACCCAUAACCCGCGUAUACGCAAAGGAUGCCUUAUGGAUGUGUUAUUAGAGCGGAAAUGUUAAGUACUGUAUUUAAAUUAUGAAACACUUUUAGGCUGGGAUACAUACAGGCGCUUAAACACCUCAUGUUUGGAUGAAUGGAGUGAACACAUUUGGAUACUAAAACCGAGGACGAAAACGAGGAGAAAACGAAUUGUUUGUUGAUAGUUUUUUUUGUAUUGAUUUGAGUUGAGUUGUUUUGACUGAAGUGGGAAAGAAGGGGAGAGGGAAGGAAUAGGAGAACCAACGGUGGGGAUUCUGCUAUAAACGCCAGACCGGGAUUUGUGUCUGGAAUCGGACCAGGAAUUAGACAGAAUUCCAAGAUAUUACAAAGGGAAAGGUUCUAUGAAGAGUCCGUGGAGUUCCGAGAGAGCUCGAGACUAAAAACCAUGCCUGGCGCAUGAUGCCCAUAAACCCGCUGUAGCGACCACCUGGAAACUAUACAGCCCGCAAGACGCACGCACGUACCGACUCUUUUCCUCCCUCUUGCUCGCUCUUCUCUCUUCCCUUCUUCCCUGCACGCGCGAUUCGGGCUGCACUUUUGCCACGAGAAUCCAUCAUGCGAUGACUGAGCGGGCUUUGGGCACAUCUACUGAUUCUAUUACAGGGGGUGAAUGAUGGAUGAGGAUGGGGGAAAUCUCUCCGGUGACCUCCGCGCCAGGGACACAGAGGGGCGCUCCUCUCUCCCCAGAACUUUCAUACGGCUCAACGACCUGUCUGGGGCCGGAGGAGGAGGCGUAGAACGCGGCGAGGUGGAGCCAGUAUCACCGGGACCUGAUGGACUCUCUACAUCCGGGGAGGAGGCCUCGGCAGGCGGGGAUGAUGAGCUGCCUCACCCCACCCUGGCUCCCGUCGUGUUUUUCUACCUGAAACAAACCACCCCUCCGAGGAGCUGGUGUCUGAAGAUGGUCUGCAACCCGUGGUUUGAGCGAGCCUCCAUGCUGGUGAUCCUGUUGAACUGCGUCACUCUGGGGAUGUUCCAACCCUGUGAGGACCACGACUGCGAGUCGGAACGAUGCAAGAUCCUGGAGGAUUUUGAUGACUUCAUCUUUGCGUUCUUUGCGGUGGAGAUGGUCAUCAAGAUGGUGGCGCUGGGCAUCUUCGGCAAGAAGUGUUAUCUAGGAGACACCUGGAACAGACUCGACUUCUUCAUCGUGCUGGCCGGAAUGCUGGAGUACUCUCUGAACCUGCAAAACGUGAGUUUCUCAGCGGUGAGAACGGUUCGAGUUCUGAGACCCCUCCGAGCCAUCAACAGAGUACCUAGUAUGCGUAUCCUGGUGACCCUGCUACUGGACACCCUGCCCAUGCUGGGGAACGUCCUGCUGCUCUGUUUCUUUGUCUUCUUCAUCUUCGGCAUCGUGGGCGUGCAGCUGUGGGCGGGGCUACUGAGGAACCGCUGCUUCCUGCCUGAGAACUUCUCACUUCCUCAGUCCGUCGAGCUAGGCAACUAUUACCACACGGAGAACGAUGACGAGAACCCCUUCAUCUGCUCCAUGCCCAGGGAGAACGGCAUGCGUCUGUGUUCCUCUGUGCCCAUCCUGUAUGAGGAGGGAGGUCUCCAGUGUCAGAUGGACAUGAACUCCUACAACAGCACAGACAACACCACCUGCAUCAACUGGAACCAGUACUACAGUAACUGCUCGGCGGGAAACGUCAACCCCUUCAAAGGGGCCAUCAACUUUGAUAACAUCUGCUACGCCUGGAUCGCCAUCUUUCAGGUGAUCACGCUGGAGGGCUGGGUGGACAUCAUGUACUUUGUGAUGGACUCUCACUCAUUCUACAACUUCAUCUACUUCAUCCUCCUCAUCAUUAUUGGCUCUUUCUUCAUGAUCAACCUGUGUCUGGUCGUCAUCGCCACCCAGUUCAGUGAGACCAAGCAGAGGGAGAGCCAGCUGAUGAAGGAACAGCGCAUCCGUUUCCUGUCCAACGCUAGUACCCUGGCCUCCUUCUCCGAGCCGGGCUCCUGCUACGACGAGCUGCUCAAACUCCUGGUCCAUGUCAUCCGCAAGGGGUGCAGGCAGGUGGCCCAUGUCUGUCGGGCCUUGAUGCGCCGUGCUGGGAUGAACAUCGCAGCCUCUCCCCCUGCCCUGGAGCGAGAGAGGGGGAGCCAGAGAAGGAGGAGGAAGGCUUCCAGACAGGGUUCUGUGGUCUCCAGAAAAGGGUCUAUGUCCGUUCAUCACUUGGUUCACCAACAUCACCAUCAUCAUCAUCACUAUCACCUAGUGAAUGGGAGUGUGAGGGUGGGACUAGGGGGCAGGGGGGUGGAGGGGGUCGGGGGAGGAGGGGCGGACGUGGAGACGGGUUCACAUAGCAACAACGGUGGCGCUGGACGGCUCAUGUUGGGUCCUCCUCCAUCGACCCCCGACCUGAACUUGUCGACCCCGGCGUCACCAGCCAAUCCCGCGCUGGGCAUCAUGUGCCACACAGACUGCCACCUGGAGCCCACCACCCCCACUACCCUCACCCCUACCCCUAGCCCCUUCUCCCUGGCACCCAUCCCCAUGUCCAGGGCUAUGAAGAGGAACUCAGUGCCCUUUGCUGCCCCCGGACCUAAGAACUACCCCACCCUACAGCCAAGGGCACUAAUGGAGUCUAGAAGUGGCAGUGUUACAGCUAGUACCAUCAGUAAUAUAAACCUCAACCUCAAUAUACCACCACUAACCUUGGAGAGGGGACCACAGAGUCUGGUGGACACACACACACCCACGCCAGCCCAGCUAUCCAGCCGUGACCUGAGUGUCGCCGGAACCCUGGAACCCUCGUUCCCCUUUGACCCUGAGUCAUGCCCAUACUGUGCCAAGGCCCUAGCAGGGGAGUCAGAGGGCACGGACGGAAACGACAACCCCGGGGACUCCGACAGCGAGGGCAUCUACGAGUUCACCCAGGACCUCCACCACAGGGACCGCAGGGACCGUCAGCCCAGGAAGGGGCAGCGGAAGCUGGGUACCACUGCAGGGCGAGUGGUCCGGGCCUGGAGGCUGGUGUGUGACACCUUCAGGAAGAUAGUCGACAGCAAGUACUUUGGAAGAGGGAUCAUGAUCGCCAUUCUGAUUAAUACACUGAGUAUGGGGAUCGAAUACCACGAACAGCCUGAUGAGCUGACCAAUGCGUUGGAGAUCAGUAACAUAGUGUUCACCAGUCUGUUUGCCUUGGAGAUGUUACUCAAGGUGUUGGUCUAUGGGCCGUUCGGAUACAUCAAAAAUCCCUACAACAUUUUUGACGGAAUCAUAGUGGUCAUCAGUGUAUGGGAGAUCGUGGGUCAGCAGGGCGGUGGUCUGUCUGUGUUGCGUACCUUCAGGCUGAUGCGGGUGUUGAAGCUGGUGCGCUUCAUGCCCGCUCUGCAGAGACAGCUGGUGGUGCUGAUGAAGACCAUGGACAACGUGGCCACCUUCUGCAUGCUACUCAUGCUCUUCAUCUUCAUCUUCAGUAUCCUGGGCAUGCAUCUGUUUGGCUGUAAGUUUGGAUCAGAGAGAGAUGGAGACACUCUACCAGACAGGAAGAACUUUGACUCUCUGCUCUGGGCCAUCGUCACUGUGUUUCAGAUCCUAACUCAAGAGGACUGGAACAAGGUGCUGUAUAAUGGUAUGGCUUCCACCACUCCUGUGGCUGCUCUCUACUUCAUCGCCCUCAUGACCUUUGGGAACUACGUCCUCUUCAACCUGCUGGUGGCCAUCUUGGUCGAAGGCUUUCAGACUGAGGAAGUGCCCACGACAGAGGACUUGCAUGUCCAGUUGAGCGUUAUUCAACUGCCUACAGGGUCAGGGGGCGAAGAAUCCAAAUCAGUGUCGGAGGCAGAUUUAUCCUCGAGGAGUAUGGAGGACGUGAACAGCAGUAGAAAGGAUGUGUCUGGCUCCCCGGUAGUCCCAAUAAACGGUCAUGUUGACCUGAAGAACAGUCUGACCCCUCCUCUGAUUACCCAUACUGCUGCCACCCCCAUGCCCGUUCCCAAGCUGCCCGCCGUGGGUGACCCUGCCCUGGGUUACGAAUCCCAACGCGGCAGCAAUGUCUCCAUGGACCUAGCCUCCUACGACAAGUCUCCGACCAGUGCCCAUAGCACCUCACCUUACGCCCCGUGGUGCUCUGCCAGUGGCUGGACCAGCCGUCGAUCGAGCUGGAACAGCGUAGGCCGUGCCCCCUCGCUCAAACGGACAAAGCUUCAGUCUGGCGAACGACGAUCGCUCCUCUCCGGCGAGGGAGGGUCCAGUUCGGAGGAUGAGGAGGGGAGAGGAGGGGGGACAUCGGAGGGGGACGAUGCAUCCCUGUGUCGUACUAACUCCAUGUCCCAGUCCCAGCCCAGACACAGGAGGAUGGAGUCGGUGGAGACCAGGGGGUCCAUAGACCUGGCCCCCGACACACUGCUACAGGUGCCCUACCUGUAUCGCUCAGCCAGUAUGCACAGCUCCAGACCCCCCUCGCUAGGAGGCCUGAGAGCCCCAGAGCACAGUGACUGUAAUGGGAAGGGUACUUCGGCCCCCGGUGGGGCCCUGGCCCCUACACAGCUCUCCCUGGAGGACAACACGGAGGACGACGCAGCAGAGGAGGAGGUGGUCGUGGGUCAUUUUGCCAGGCUGUUAUGCUGGCUGGACAGGAAACAGCCAGAGUGGUGUCGACAGAGAGAUACCUGGUCCCUGUACAUAUUACCCCCAGACUCCAGGUUUCGGAUGGCGUGCAAUAAGAUAAUAACCCACAAGAUGUUUGACCACAUUGUUCUGGUCAUCAUCUUCCUCAACUGCAUCACCAUCGCCAUGGAAAGGCCGAGGAUAGACCCAUACAGCGUGGAGCGUAUCUUCCUCACAUUAUCCAACUACAUCUUCACAGCGAUCUUCGUGGCUGAGAUGACAGUCAAGGUGGCUGCACUGGGCUGGUUACUUGGUGAUAAGACCUACCUGAGGAGCAGCUGGAACAUUCUAGAUGGGAUUUUAGUGAUGAUCUCAGCCAUAGAUAUCCUGGUCUCGUUGGUAUCGAACAGCAGCCCCAAGAUACUGGGCAUGCUCAGAGUGCUGCGCUUGCUACGAACGCUCAGGCCACUACGUGUGAUCAGCAGGGCGCCAGGUCUGAAGCUGGUAGUGGAGACUCUGAUGUCGUCUCUGAAGCCUAUAGGGAACAUCGUGGUCAUCUGCUGCGCUUUCUUCAUCAUCUUUGGUAUCCUGGGAGUACAGCUCUUCAAGGGGAAGUUCUUUGCAUGUCAGGGAGAUGACGUGAGAAACAUCACCAACAAGUCAGACUGUAUAAUUGCCAACUACAAAUGGGUUAGACAGCAGUACAACUUUGAUAACCUGGCACAGGCUCUGAUGUCUCUCUUCGUGCUGGCUUCUAAAGAUGGUUGGGUGGAUAUCAUGUAUGAUGGAUUAGAUGCAGUGGGAGUCAACCAACAGCCACAGCUGAACUACAACCCAUGGAUGCUCCUCUACUUCAUCUCCUUCCUGCUCAUCGUCAGCUUCUUUGUGCUCAACAUGUUCGUGGGCGUGGUGGUGGAGAACUUCCACAAGUGUCGUCGCAGCCAGGAGGCCGAGGAGGCUAAGCGCAGGGAGGAGAAGAGACUGAAACGGAUGGAGAAAAAGAGACGGAAUGUGUUGAUGAUUCCGGGGGUGAGUUGGGUCCUCUCUGAAGGCACACUGACAGAAGCUCAGAGUAAGCCUUACUACUCGGAUUACUCCCCCACUCGACUCCUCAUCCACAAGAUGUGCACCUCCCAGUAUCUGGACCUCUUCAUUACCAUUGUCAUCGCACUCAAUGUCAUCACCAUGGCGAUGGAACACUACCAGCAGCCAAAGGAGUUGGACGAGGCGCUGAAGAUCUGUAACUACAUCUUCACCGUCGUCUUCGUCCUGGAGUCUGUCUUCAAGCUGGUGGCCUUUGGCUUCCGACGUUUCUUCAAGGACAGGUGGAACCAGCUGGACCUGGCCAUAGUGUUGUUGUCCAUCAUGGGCAUCACUCUGGAGGAGAUUGAGGUCAAUGCAUCCCUGCCCAUCAACCCUACUAUCAUCAGAAUCAUGAGAGUGCUAAGGAUAGCACGAGUGCUGAAGCUGCUGAAGAUGGCAGUGGGGAUGAGAGCGUUGCUGGACACUGUCAUGCAGGCUCUGCCUCAGGUGGGGAAUCUGGGUCUUCUCUUCAUGCUGCUCUUCUUUAUCUUCGCAGCACUGGGAGUGGAACUGUUUGGUGAUCUCAUUUGUGAUGAGCUGCACCCGUGUGAGGGCUUGGGACGCUACGCUACGUUUAAGAACUUUGGCAUGGCCUUCCUGCUGCUGUUCAGAGUUUCCACAGGAGACAACUGGAAUGGCAUUAUGAAGGACACCCUGCGAGACUGUCAACAGGAGAAUGCAGGCACCUGUUACAACACGGUGGUCUCUCCCAUCUACUUUGUCUCCUUUGUGCUGACUGCCCAGUUUGUCCUGGUCAACGUGGUCAUAGCCGUCCUCAUGAAGCACCUGGAGGAGAGCAACAAAGAGGCCAAGGAGGAGGCAGAGCUGGAGGCUGAACUAGAGCUGGAGCUCCAGCAUGGAGGAAGGGGAGGGGGAGGCAGUGGGAGAUCACCCCAGCUAAGCCCUCUGGCCCUGGGCAUGGAGGAGGGAUCUGGGGGCUCCCCCUGGAGGUCUCCAGAGAGGGAGAUCCAGAAGAGGGGCAAUGUGAUGGAUUCUCCCCCAGCAGAUAUCACUAGAAGAGACUCCAUACACAUCAGCACUGAUCCUCCGCUAGGCCAGGAGCCACCACUAGAGCGAAGAGCGAUGUUUGACUCGGUCUCCUCGGUGAUCCAGGGUUCGAUGGAGGGAGAGUUGAGUCUGAUGGACAACCUGUCAGGGUCAAUAUGUCACUACUACGCCCUGCCCCCACUACCCAGCAAGCACUGCAGUGACAGGAAGAUCCCUCUAGCGGAGAUGGAAGCUCUCUCUCUGACCUCCGACAAAUCCUGGUCCCUAGCUCUCACCGACGACUCCACCCCUGAUGAUAUUAACCCUCUCUUACUAACCAGUCUGGAGUCCAACGUGGAGUUGCUUGAUCCUGUGGAGCCGUUGGACAACCUGUUGAGUGUACGGAAGUCAGCGGUGGGCCGCACCCACUCCCUACCAAACGACAGCUACAUGUUCCUGCCUCUGGAGCCCUUCGGACCCCCAGGAGCCGGCCUGGCUCCUGGCUUAGCUCCAGUACUGACACAGGCUACAGGGCCACAGCACAUAGAGGCACUUAACAGGGCUCUGUCAGGCUCCAGGACCUCGGUGCGGUCCCAGCCAGAGGAGAGCUCCCAGCAGUUGGCUGUUCCUACAGACUUCUUCAGACCCAUCAGUCCUCACAGCCUCUCAGACUCAGAGAAUAUACCCCGACUACCCCCGCCACGGCACACACACACACUCAGCCGCACGCUCCGCAGACAGGUGGCAGUAUCUAAUGAUUCCCAGGAGGCUCUGUGGUCUGACGGAGGGGAGGGUGAGGAGGGGGUCCUAAAUGUAGCUUCCCUAGCCCUCCCCCUUUCCUCCUCCUCCUCCUCUUCCUCAUCCUCCCAUCUUCACCAGCAGCCUUCUCUUCGGCUGGUCCCUGCCACCCCAGGGGCGUCCCCUCAACGGUCGCGCCCCAGUAGUGUUCACACCCAACACCCCUUCUCAAACCACGACCAGCACCACCUCUCCUCCUCCCCCCCUCCUCCCCUCCCCUCCACUCGCCCCUGGAGACAGGAAGAGGCCUCGGCAGACCACGAAGUGUCGCUCAUCAACCGGGCGGGGCUGGCGGGGAGUGAGGAUGUCACCGGUGUCGGACUGGGGUCAGAGGUCGGAGGUCUUGAGGGCAGUUACCAAGGUUAUGAGGUUGGUCGUGGUGAGGGGAGCCGGCCGUGCCUGAGGCAGCUGAAAAGGUUCCACAGCGCUGACGCCCAGGGGCGGAGCAUUCUAGCGUCCCGGCCACGCCCCCUGUCCUGGUUGGACGAUCCUCGGCGCCACUCAGUGGAGGUGUGUUCGUCUGUAGAGUCCAGCCCCCAGCGCAGCACUACGUCCACGUCCUCGGGGUUCGUCUCCCGAGCAGACAGCCUCCAGAUCCAUUCCCAGACCACAACAAAGACCCUGCCCUCUCCCCGACGCAAGAAGAAAAUGAGCCCCCCGUGUAUCUCCGUAGACCCCCCUGAUGGACUGGAGUCCCAAUCCGGCCUCCACCCUACCCUGGGAGGUCUGGGGGCCCUAGGGAUAUCCCCUCCCUUACCCAGCCGGGAUACCUCCUGUCUGAGGAGACGGGCUCCCUCCAGUGACUCCAAGGACUCCUUUGACCUCGGGGCAGGGGAGGGGCUGGGCCAGGAGGGAGGGGGGCCCAACACCAAGCUGUUGACUCUGCCCAGCUUCUCCUUCGAGAAGACAAGCUCUGAGCACUGAACACUCACACACACUGAUGUACACACACUCACUGACACACACACACACACACACACACACACACACACACACACACACACACACACACACACACACACACACACACAGAGACGAACCAUUAAGCACAUAGGCACACAGACACACACAUGCAAACACACGAUACACUUGGUGUAUCCGUGAUGGUGAUAGUCGUAGUAAUAAUACCGUAGAGAGUAAUUAUGGUAAAACUACAACAAAACGGUCAAAUCAUCCUUGGUUUUAUUGAGGAUCAGUGCAGUACUGUCGUAGUGUGACCAUCCCUUGUCUUUGUAUUGUUGUACUGCCAAAACCACAAGAACGCGAAAAGAACACAGCAUAAGCAGAGAUGAAACAAGAAUACAAACAUGACUGUUUCCAUUAUACCACACCUGCACGCCGCCAUUGGCUGCAGGUCGACCCCAUGACCUCUGGAGUGAAGUCAGCACCAAUAACUUUGGAUAGCACCUGCCUGUGGCCACUAUUGGGAAUGCUCAGUGUUAGACAGUGGGACUUCACCCUCACACGGGCAACAGUGGAGGUACAAAGCAAUAUGAACGAUUUAGAGACACUAUUUUCUUAAAUUAUUGGGCCAUAGUGUUUGUACAGGAUGUAGAUUUUUUUAUUAUUUCAUUAUAUAUUUUUUGGGGGUGAUCUUUUUUGUGUUGGGUUUCAAUUUUUCUCUGUUUCAAUGUUCGAAAAAAUGUUUAGCUAGUCGGUUUUGUUUAAUUUUAGGGAUAUUUUCUAGCUUUUUUGAUUUGCUGAGGAAAGUGAUUUUUUUUCAAAGUGCUGAGAAUCAUGUAUUUGUAGGAUUAAUAUAUAUAUAUAUAUAAAAACAACUCAUUAAACUGAGCUUGGAUUUUUAAGCACAAGAAGGGGACUUUGGUGGUUUGAAGGUAGGUAACAGAAUGGGAUAAGUCAAUGUGUUGUUAUUUACUUCAUAACAAACAUGACAAACAUUAAGACUUUAGAGCAGUGUUUGAAGAUUUUUAUUGACAGGAUAAAAUCUAACGAGAUGCAUUAUCAUAUUUUCAAGGCUGUCCUGAUUUCACAAAAACACACAUACAGUAAUAUUCAAUCCAACAAACACUGAUUUCUUCAACACAAUCCUGGGAAUUCGUAAUUACGUCUUGAAAGAACUUGAUGUAGUAUGUCUGAAUCUACAGUGCCUUCAGAAAGUAUUCAUACACUUUGACCUAUUCCACAUUUUGUUGUGUUAUAGUCUGAAUUAAAAAUGGAUUUUAAAAUUGCUCACGCAUCUACACACAAUACCCCAUAUUGACAAAGUGACAACAUGUUUUUAGAAAAAAAAUAUAUAUAUGCAUAAAUAUCUAAUUUACAUACAAUACCAGUCAAAAGUUUGGACACAUCUACUCGUUCAAGAGUUUUUCUUUAUUUUUACUAUUUUCAACAUUGUAGAAUCAUAUUGAAGACAUCAAAACUAUGAAAUAACACAUGGAAUCAUGUAGUAACCAAAAAAGCGUGAAACAUAUCAAAAUAUAUUUUAGAUUCUUCAAAGUAGCCACCCUUUGCCUUGAGGAUAGCUUUGCACUCUCAACCAGCUUCACCUGGAAUGCUUUUCCAACAGUCUUGAAGGAGUUCCCACAUAUCCUGAGCACUUGUUGGCUGCUUUCCCAAACCAUCUAAAUUGGGUUGAUGUCAGGUGAUUGUGGAGGCCAGGUCAUCUGAUGCAGCACUCCAUCACUCUCCUUCUUGGUCAAAUAGUCCUUACACAGCCUGUAGGUGUGUUAGGUCAUUGUCCUGUUGAAAAAACAAAUGAUAGUCCACUAAGCGCAAACUAGAUGGGAUGGCGAAUCGCUGCAGAAUGCUGUGGUAGCCAUGCUGGUUAAGUGAGCCUUGAAUUCUAAAUAUAUCACUGACAGUGUCACCAGCAAAGUACCCCCACACCACCACACCUCCUCCUCCAUGCUUCAUGGUGGGCCACACAUGCAGAGAUCAUCCAUUCACCUACUCUGCGUCUCACAAAGACACGGUGGUUGGAAUCAAAAAUCUUACAGUUGGACUCAUCAGUCCAAGGGACAGAUUUCCACUAGGCUAAUGUCCAUUGCUCAUGUUUCUUGAGUCAAGUAAGUCUCUUCUUCUUAUUGGUGUCCUUUAGUAGUGGUUUCUUUUCAGCAAUAAGACCAUGAAGGCCGGAUUGCUGCAAUCUCCUCUGAACAUUUGAGAUGUGUCUGUUACUUGAACUCUGUGAAGCAUUUAUUUGGGCUGAAAUUUCUGAGGCUGGUAACUCUAAUAAACUUAUCCUCUAAAGCAGAGGUCACUCUGAGUCUUCCUUUCCUGUGGCACUCCUCGUGAGAGCCAGUUUCAUCAUAGCGCUUGAUGGUUUUUGCAACUGCACUUAAAGAAACUUUAGUUCUUCACAUUUUCUGAAUUGACUGACCUUCAUGUCUUAAAAGUAAUGAUUGACUGUCAUUUCUCUUUGCUUAUUUGAGCUGUUCUUGACAUAAUAUGGACUUGGUCUUUUACCAAAUAGGGCUAUCUUCUGUACACCACCCCUACCUUGUCACAAAACAACUGAUUGGCUCAAACACAUUAAGAAGGAAAUAAAUUCCACAAAUUAACUUUUGACAAGGCACACAUGUUAAUUGAAAAGCAUUCCAGGUGACUAACUCAUGAAGCUGGUUGAGAGAAAUGGGUUUGAUCCUCUUUUUUUCAAUUUUCACCUAAAAUGACAUACCCAAAUCUAACUGCCUGUAGCUCAGGACCUGAAGCAAGGAUAUGCAUAUUCUUGAUACCAUUUGAAAGGAAACACUUUGAGGUUUGUGGAAAAUAAAAUUAAUAUAGGAGAAUGUAACACAUUAGAUCUGGUUAAAGAUAAUACAAAGAAAAAAAAACGUUUUUUUUCCAUCAUCUUUGUAAUGCAAGAGAAAGGCCAUAUUGUAUUUUUCCAGUUUAGGCUGAAUUUAGAUUUUGGCCACUAGAUAGCAGCAGUGUAUGUGCAGUUUUAGACUGACCCAAUGAACCAUUGCAUUUCUGUUCAAAAUGUUGUAUCAAGACUGCCCAAAUGUGCCUAAUUGGUUUAUUGAUACAUUUUCAAGUUCAUAAUUGUGCACUCUCCUCAAACAAUAGCAUGGUAUUAUUUCACUGUAAUAGCUACUGUAAAUUGGACAGUUCAGUUAGAUUAACAAGAAUUUCAGCUUUCUGCCCAUAUCAGAUAUGUCUUUGUCCUGGCAAAUGUUGUUGUUACUUACAACAUCAUGCUAAUCACAUUUGCGCACGUUAGCUCAACUGUCCCGAGGGGGGUCACCGAUCCCGUAGUUAAAGUAAUGAUGGACUGUUGUUUCUCUUUGCUUAUUUGAGUUGUUCUUGUCACAAUAUGGACUUGGUCUUUACCAAAUAGGGCUAUCUUCUGUGUACCACCCCUAUCUUGUCACAACACAACUGAUUGGCUCAAACGCAUUAAGAAGGAAAGAAAUUUAAUUAUUUAACUUUUAACAAGGCACACCUGUUAUUUGAAAUGCAUUCCAGAUGAGUACCUCGUGAAGCUGGUUGGGAGAAUGCCAAGAUUGUGCAAAGCUGUCAUCAAGGCAAAGGGUGGCUACUUUGAAGAAUCUCAAAUAUAAAAUAUAUUUUGAUUUGUUUAACACUUUUUUGGUUACUACAUGAUUCCAUAUGUGUUAUGUCGUAGUUUUGAUGUCUUCACUAUUAUUCUACAAUGUAGAAAAUAGUCAAAAUAAAGAACAAUUCUUGAA
This is a messenger RNA of Salvelinus fontinalis (brook trout), 12257 nucleotides long. It is a transcript of the gene cacna1g, whose product is annotated as calcium channel, voltage-dependent, T type, alpha 1G subunit. Gene Ontology annotation, cellular component: neuron projection; voltage-gated calcium channel complex; voltage-gated sodium channel complex. Gene Ontology annotation, molecular function: voltage-gated sodium channel activity; low voltage-gated calcium channel activity. NCBI's taxonomy places the organism in Eukaryota, Metazoa, Chordata, Actinopteri, Salmoniformes, Salmonidae. The record is from RefSeq and is a predicted model, not a curated record. The transcript is spliced from 40 exons. The coding region runs from base 793 to 8529 and encodes 2578 amino acids. Gene Ontology annotation, biological process: calcium ion import; positive regulation of calcium ion-dependent exocytosis; sodium ion transmembrane transport.